Molecule: messenger RNA, 6603 nt
Organism: Hemiscyllium ocellatum (epaulette shark)
Lineage: Eukaryota; Metazoa; Chordata; Chondrichthyes; Orectolobiformes; Hemiscylliidae
Exons: 7
Coding region: 444-3713 (1089 amino acids)
Biological process (GO): regulation of transcription by RNA polymerase II
Molecular function (GO): RNA polymerase II cis-regulatory region sequence-specific DNA binding; DNA-binding transcription factor activity
Source: RefSeq, a predicted model, not a curated record
GGAGGUCACGUGGGCGUAACAAAGACCAGCGCCGCCACACGGACUUGUGCUCCGUCCAAUGAACGCGCGGCCUUUGUGACGACGGCGGUCCCUCGAUUCACGUGACCGGAUGCUCCUGCACAUGCGCCGUUGCGGGAGGGUUAUGGGGAGCUGAUGUUGUGUUGGUUUGGAGGGUCGCUGUGUCCAGGAAGAGGAUAUGAGAAGAGCAGCUUUGCAGAUAGAGCUCCCCAACUGAGUACCAUGUGAAGGUCUGACAGAGCCCCUUGAUUCGUGGGACAGGAGAGACGUCCCUCUUUCAGUCCAGAAGGGGAAAAUUCUUUGAACGUUUUUGUCUGCUUCAGUAGGCUCUUAAAGUAUCAUCUUUACCUGAACCACAGGGGCACGUGCCUGAGCCAGUUUGCCCACUGUGGGGAAAGGAAGUCUCAGGAGGCAUUCCGCGCGCCAUGGAGAAACCGUGGAAGUGUGGGGAUUGCGGGAAAGGAUUCCGCUACCCCUCCAUGCUGGAGAUCCACCGCCGUGUCCACACCGGGGAGCGGCCCUUCACCUGCUCCGUCUGCGGCAAGGGCUUCACCCAGUUGCCCCACCUGCUGACCCACCAGCGGCUCCACACCGGGGAGAGGCCGUUUGCUUGCUCCGAGUGCGGGAAGGACUUCAGCGAAUCGUCCAGCCUGCUCAUGCACUGGCGGGUCCACACCAGGGAGCGGCCCUUCACCUGCUCGGUGUGCGGCAAGGGCUUCUCUCACUCGUCCACCCUGCUCAAGCACCGGCAGGUCCACACCGGGGAGCGGCCCUUCACCUGCACCGUCUGCGGCAAGGGCUUCACCCGCUCGUCGCACCUGCUGACCCACCAGCGGGUCCACACCGGGGAGAGGCCAUUCAGCUGCUCCGUCUGUGGCAAGAGCUUCUCUCACUCGUCCAGCCUGCACAAUCACCAGCGGGUCCACACCGGGGAGCGGCCCUUCACCUGCUCCAUAUGCGGCAAGGGCUUCCCUUACUCGUCCACCCUGCUGCGGCACCAGCAGGUCCACACCGCGGAGCGUCCUUCACCUGCUCCGUCUGCGGCAAGGGCUUCUCUCACUCAUCCACCCUGCUGCGGCACCAGCUGGUGCACACCGGCGAGGACGCCUUCACCUGCUCCGUCUGUGGCAAGGGCUUCCCCCACUCAUCCGGCCUCCAGAUCCACCAGUGGGUCCACACGGGGGAACAUCCUUCUGAUAGACCAGAAGUGUAUCAAAGGACCCAUGCGGAGCGACGGUGGUAUUGGACUCCGACCCCACACAAGAUCGCUUACCCGAGGAUAUCAAGUUGGUACAAUUGACAAAGCCAGCUGCAACAGAACCCGUUUCCUCACGAAGAGUGAAGCAGCCGAAUUAACGGUAAGCCGAGCGGACCUGUGGUGGUACUGCGGAGGUAGGAUCCUGUACAAUUGGUUGCCUCUAAAUUGGGAAGGGAGUUGUGUCCUAGUAACCCUGAAUGCCCCGCUCUUUAUGUCCCCACGAGCACCUGGUGAUUACACCUUCCAGAAGCCACCCCGGGGACUCGAUCGCCAUGCCCAACAUAGGCGAAACAUCAACCCAAUAGUGGAUUUAAAGAACCCUCAUGGUGUCUGGAUCGAUGCAAUCGGUCAGGCCAGAAACAUCCCCGAUGAGUAUAAACUAAUAGACGAGGUGGCCUCCGGCUUUGAGAGCUUUCCCCUUUUUGUGGCCAUCUUCCCCGUCACGAUAAAUAAACACACCAAUAGAAUCAAUCUCAUCCAUUAUAAUGUCCAAAGGCUUGCCAACGUAACCCGAGAUGCGGUUGACGCGAUCCACGAGCAGCUUGCUCAGACUUCCCUUAUGACCCUGCAGAAUAGGAUGGCCCUGGACAUGUUACUGGCCGAGAAAGGGGGGGGUCUGUGCACUGUUCGGAGAAACGUGCUGUACCUCAAUAUCAAACAACACAGGCCCGGAUGCUCCGGGGGGUUGUUGAGCUCCUGGGCUCCGGCCGCCGCCGAAGAAGCCGCGGGCGCCGGCUCUCUCUCCUCCACCGCCGACAGUUUUAAUUUGCUUUCCCGUUCACCCGGAGGAAAUGCACAGUCGCAGGCUCGCAGAGCCACUGGCUGCCAAGGGGAUGACAGCACAGCAACUGCAGUGACCCUCCACCCUCCCACCCAGGGUUCAGCCCUGGGCGGUGACUCACAGCAGCUGGCCCCGUCACUUGUGCCCCCGCUGGUGCCGCAGCAGGUGCUGGGAGUGAGCGAAGCCCCACUCGCAGACGGGGCAGGUGAAUGGCCACUCCCCGGUGUGGACCCGCUGGUGUGUCCGCAGGUUGGUCAGCCGGGUGAAGCCCUUGCCGCAGACGGAUCAGAUGAACGAGUGCUCGCCGCUGUGAAGCCGCCGGUGCGACAGCAGGUUGGAGGAGCAGUCCUGGGUGGGAUUCGCUGCAGACUUCAACUCCGUGCGAUCACGUUGGGAAGGCGCCUGUGCGUCCGCAGGGUCGGCGAUCGAUUGAAGGCCUUGCCGCACUCGGGGCAGCUUAAAGUAUCAUCUUUACCUGAACCACAGGGGCACGUGCCUGAGCCAGUUUGCCCACUGUGGGGAAAGGAAGUCUCAGGAGGCAUUCCGCGCGCCAUGGAGAAACCGUGGAAGUGUGGGGAUUGCGGGAAAGGAUUCCGCUCCCCCUCCGUGCUGGAGAUCCACCGCCGUGUCCACACUGGGGAGCGGCCCUUCACCUGCUCCGUUUGCGGCAAGGGCUUCACCCAGUCGUCCCACCUGCUGACCCACCAGCGGGUCCACACCGGGGAGAGGCCCUUCACCUGCUCCGUCUGCGGCAAGGUCUUCUCUGACUCGUCCCACCUGCUGUCCCACCAGCGUGUCCACACCGGGGAGCGGCCCUUCACCUGUUCCGUCUGUGGCAAGGGCUUCACCAAGUCGUCCAACCUGUUCUCGCACCAAUGGGUCCACACCGAGGAGAGGCCGUUCAGCUGCUCCGUCUGCGGCAAGGGCUUCUCUCACUCGUCCCACCUGCUGACCCACCAGCGGCUCCACACCGGGGAGAGGCCAUUCACCUGCUCGGUGUGCGGCAAGGGCUUCUCUCACUCGUCCUACCUGCUCAAGCACUGGCAGGUCCACACCGGGGAGCGGCCCUUCACCUGCUCCGACUGCGGCAAGGGCUUCUCUCACUCGUCCCACCUGCUCAAGCACUGGCGGGUCCACACCGGGGAGCGGCCCUUCACCUGCUCCGUCUGCGGCAAGGGCUUCACCCAGUCGUCCCACCUGCUGCGGCACCAGCAGGUCCACACCGGCGAGGGGGCCUUCACCUGCUUCGUCUGCGGCAAGGGCUUCACCCAGUCGUCCACCCUGCUGACCCACCAGCAGGUCCACACCGGGGAGCGGCCCUUCACCUGCUCGUUGUGCGGCAAGGGCUUCACUCGCUCGUCCACCCUGCUGCGGCACCAGCGGGUCCACACCGGGGAGCGGCCCUUCACCUGCUCCCUCUGCGGCAAGGGCUUCACCCAGUCGUCCAACCUGCUGCGGCACCAGCAGGUCCACACCGGCGAGGGGGCCUUCACCUGCCUGGUCUGCGGCAAGGGCUUCCCCCACUCGUCCGGCCUCCAGAUCCACCAGCAGGUCCACACGGGGGAACAUCCUUCCGAUAGACCAGAAGUGCACAUAAUACAGAGGAACUUCGAUUAUCCAGAAUUAGAUGAACCAGCACGGUGGCUCAGUGGUUAGCGCUGCUACCUCACAGUACCAGGGACCCGGGUUUCAUUCCUGCCUCAAGCGACAGACUGUGUGGAGUUUGCACAUUCUCCCCGCGUCUGCGUGGGUUUCCUCCUAGUGCUCCGGUUCCGUCCCACAGUCCAAAGAUGUGCAGGUCAGGGUGAAUUGGCCAUGCUAAAUUGCCCGUCGUGUUAGGUACAUUAGUCAGAGGGAAAUGGGUCUGGGUGGGUUACUCUUCGGAGGCUCAGUGUGGACUGGUUGGGCCUGUUUCCACACUGUAAGGGAUCUAAUCGUCAAGUGACUGAAAUACACCCUGCAUGUGUCCUUUGGAUAAUCGAGGUUCCUGUGUAUUCCAAAAGUGGCCGAAUCAAUGUCCUGUCCAGACCCCAACCCCUAUACUCAGUGCUCUGGCCAAUAAAGUGAUCUGCAGAAUCUGCGGGACUUGCUUAAUCCUGGAAGGUAAAUCACGUGUUUCUCCUUCUCUUGCAGGUGGAUCCAAGAUUUCACUCUCUGUCCCAUUGAGUCUCCAGUCAGGUCCUUCAGCUCAACUGGUCUCUCUCUCUCUAUUUCUGACCCAUGUGAGCCUCUACGCACCUCCCCUUCACUCGCUCACACUUGAUUUCCCUUACAGCAGCAUUCCCUUCAGUUCCUUUCUCCCUGACGUCUGUAUCCAGCUUCUCUUUAAAUGCCGUCCACCUCGACCUGCUACUGUGGGGGUCAUUCCCGCUGCAGACAGAGGUCUCUCCUUUGUAACCUCUUCAAAAGAUUAACCGCUGACUUCCCCCUUCAGUCUUUUCCAUUUCUGGGUCUCCCCGCUGUUGCGAAACUUGGAAUGGUUCAGAAAAGAUUGACAAGGAUGUUGCCAGGGUUGGAGGAUCUGAGCUACAGGGAGAGGCUGAACAGGCUGGGGCUGUUUUCCCUGGAGCGUCGGAGGCUGAGGGAUGACCUUAUAGAGGUUUACAAAAUUAUGACCGGCAUGGAUAGGAUAAAUAGGCAAAGUCUUUUCCCUGGGGUUGGGGAAUCCAGAACUAGAGGGCAUAGGUUUAGGGUGAGAGGGGAAGAUAUAAAAGAGACCUACAGGGCAACGUUUUCAUACAGAAGGUGGUGUGUGUACGGAAUGAGCUGCCAGAGGAUGUGGUGGAGGCUGGUACAAUUGCAACAUUUAAGAGGCAUUUGGAUGGGUAUAUGAAUAGGAAGGGUUUGGAGGGAUAUGGGCCGGGUAUUGGCAGGUGGGACUAGUUUGAGUUGGGAUAUUUGGUCGGUACGGACGGGUUAGACCGAAGGGUCUGUUUCCAUGCUGUACAUCUCUUGACAAAGCCUUGUCUGAGGGUGAAAUGUUGUCAUUCCCGUUGAUGCGGGUGGUCCCCUGUCUGUUGUCCUUUUUGUUUCCUUUCUCGGAAAGGACGUCGCGGACAUGGGCAGCGUUCCCGAGCCCCGCUCCGGAACGGGCUGUUCCGUCCUCUUCCAGCCCCCGGGGGGGGUGGGGGAAGGGGCAGCUUGAGUGUAUUGGGAGAGUGGGCCGUUCACCGGGAAGGUGCCAAUGGGACGGGAGAGCGGUACCGGUAAUGGGGCGAGGGGGAGAUGCCUCAGACCGCCAGAAACACUGGGGCAGCUGCUCGCGUGCUCCUUUUGGAUCUCACAGCACAGGGAGGCCUUUCAUCUGAUUACCUCCCCGUCUCUGGCUCUGUCUCUCUCUCUCUGCGUCUGUCUGUCUCUCUGAGGUGACAGCGGAUUCCAGCGUAUUGCUGCUUGCUGGGUAAACCUGUUUUUCCUCUGUUUUCCUCCUCUCUCUCCUGCUCAAACCCCUGACCUUCAGGCCGCCCCUGACCUUGUCACUAUCAGUGAAUAGGGAACAGCUUUUCUUCCUCCACCUUAUCUGAACCUAUCACAAUCUUCCCCACUUUCACCAGUUGUAUCUGUGUGUGACCCUCUCUUUCUGUGUCUCUUUCUCUCCUAAGCCCCCUCCCUCACCACAUCCCAUUUACCCACCCCCUCCUGUCAUGCUCCCACUUUCAAACGGUCUCGUUGUGUUUUCACUGCCUCUUCCCCAUCGUUUCUGUCAAGCACCUCAUCUCACGCUUAGAACCCCUGCAGUGUAGGAGUAGGCCCUUCAGCCCAUCCAAUUCACACCAACCCUCCCUCACCCAGACCGCUGCCCGUAACCCUGCAAUUCCCAUUGGCUAACCCACCUAGCCUACACAUCCCUGGGCACUAUGGGUAAUUUAGCAUGGUCAAUGCCCCCUAACCUGCACAUCCCCAAACACUAUGUAAUUUAGCACGGCCAGUCCACCCAAACCUGCACAUUCCCUGGAUACUAUAGGACAAUUUAGCCUGGCCAAUCCUACACUAAGGGUGGAUUGGCCAUGCUAAAUUACCCAUAGUACCCAGGGAUGUGUAGGUUAGGGUAGAUUGGCCAUGCUAAAUUACCCAAUCCUACAUAUCCCUGGGUACUGUUAGGAUAAAAUAGGUCAAGGGAGGGUGGAGCUAUAGCUGCUGUUUGGGGAAUCGAAACUGUAGCUGUAGCUGCUGAUUGGGAAAUUGAAACUGUUGCUUACGUGGCCAGCUCAGCUGCCAAUGCCCAAAUGAGCUCAAUAACAGGAAACGCCUAGCAAUCGCGAAAUGUCCUAAUAAGGCAAUGCUUAGUAGCUCCGCGAAGCUCUGCUUAGCAAAGAGUAUAGCAGGAGCAGAUUUGGGAGGGGAAGGCAGAACGCGCCUUCUCCAGUGAAUGCAUGGUGAUUCACUGUAUCAGCUACGAUUCUGCAAUAAAGUCUGCUUGUGCCAAACAAUUGAGCGUCUGUUGUCUCUCCUCCUAAAACGAACAUGCAAGGACAAAUUCCGUCCUAACAGUACUAUGGGUAAUUUAGCAUGGCCAAUCCACCCUCACGUACACAUCCCUAGGUAC